UACAUGAAGUUCACGACGCAGAAACAAUAAAGAUAAACACGAUGAUGUUUAAUACCCAUUCUACCGAUAGUGAUACCGGACAGCUAUUAAUAUUAACCGAUGGUGAUGAUCCUAAUACUUUAAAUUCUAAAAAAGUAAAUCCAACAAAUAGAAAAAGAACAAGAGCUACUAGGGA
Molecule: messenger RNA, 175 nt
Organism: Funneliformis geosporum
Lineage: Eukaryota; Fungi; Glomeromycota; Glomeromycetes; Glomerales; Glomeraceae
Source: the annotation of a GenBank genome assembly